Molecule: messenger RNA, 664 nt
Organism: Cryphonectria parasitica EP155
Lineage: Eukaryota; Fungi; Ascomycota; Sordariomycetes; Diaporthales; Cryphonectriaceae
Product: nucleic acid-binding protein
Exons: 1
Coding region: 28-528 (166 amino acids)
Cellular component (GO): methionyl glutamyl tRNA synthetase complex
Molecular function (GO): tRNA binding
Source: RefSeq, a predicted model, not a curated record
GACUCGCUGUACGUCUCGACCAUCGCAAUGGGCGACCCCAAGGGCACCACCGAUACGGAGGAGUACGAUGGCCAGGUCGUGCGGACGGUGUGCUCCGGCCUGAACGGCCUGGUGCCGCUCGAGGAGAUGCAAGGGCGCAAGGUGGUGGUCGUCUGCAACCUCAAGCCCGUCAAGAUGCGCGGCAUCAAGUCGUCCGCCAUGGUGCUGGCCGCGUCCCCCAAGGUCAAGGAGGGCGAGGUCGACGACCACAAGGGCCCCGUCGAGCUCGUCAACCCGCCUGCCGACGCCCAGGCUGGCGAACGUGUGUUCUUUGAGGGCUUCAGGGGCGAGCCCGAGAAGCAGCUCAACCCCAAGAAGAAGAUCUGGGAGACCUUCCAGCCAGGCUUCACCACCAACGAGACGCUGGAGGUGGCUUUCGACGCCGCCGUCGUCAAGGAGCUGGAGGGCAAGGACGGCGUGGGGAAACUGGUCACCGAGGCCGGAGGCAUCUGCACCGUCAAGUCACUGAAGGGUGCCACUGUCCGAUGAUUUCUCCUGUUUCAUCUAUUUUACUGGAUUAAAGUUCUCUACAAUAGCAUGUUGUGGCUAGCUAGGAAAGCUAGAGCAUAGUGUAUGUGCUAGACGAAUGAAAAGAAAAGAAAAGAAUAUCCUGGAAUAUUAUGAG